AUGGAGUCAUGUUCAUUAUACGGAGUAAGCCAGUCGCCGCUAUCCGGCCAGGGGCUCGCGCCUUACCCCACGCUGCUGACGCCGCCGGGUCGCAAUGGGCAAGGGGACCGCCGCGCGCUGCAGACGGAGGGCGGGGGGACGUGCGCGAGCGCGGGGGAAGGGGAGCCCGCGGUGCGCGCGGCGUACACGCCGGUGUUCGUGUCGGUCGUGCUGAAUAAGCUGCUUGAUGUGGACGACGAGCGGUACCAAUUCGAGGCGAUCAUCCACCUGCGCAUGUCGUGGCACGAUCCGCGCGCGCCGCUCGAGAUCCGCCGCCGCACCGCCGAGACCUUCCUGGCGGGGAACCCCUCCGCGUGCGCGCGCGUGUGCGCCAAGGGGCGCUCGCUGUGCUGCGACUCGGUGUGGCUGCCGGGCGUGAUGGGCGGGAACCUGCUGUCGCUAGAGGACGAGCGCACGGAGUGGGAGGCCAUCGCGCUGCAGCCCGGCAACCACAGCAACGUGCGCUGGGGGCGCCGCCUGCGCGCCACGUUCCACGCCGCGCUGCGCUUCCACCGCUACCCCUUUGACACGCAGGAGCUGGUGGUGGAGCUGUGGGCGGAGAGCUGCUGCUACUCCUUCGUGCCCAGCGCCGCCGCCAUCCGUCGCCCCCGCUCCCUGCUGCCCUCCGCGCACACCCCCGGGGCGGAGGGGGCGAGCAGGGCGCGUGUGCGGCGGGGGCGGGUGAGGAGGGACGAUGGGAGCGGGCCGGACGACCUGUCGGGGUGGCAGGUGGAGAGCGUGUACGUGCAGGCGCAGGCGACGCACGUGGGGCGCAUGAUGCAGUGGGUGGAGGAGCCCCAUGACCACGAGGUCUUCAGCGUGCGCGCUGAAGAGCUCGCCGGUGCCACGCUGGGCGGGGGAGGCACCACAUCUGGCAUGCUGUGGGAAGGGGAGGAGGGCGGGGAGGCGGAGCGGGGAAAGGAGGAGCAGGAGGGGGGGGAGGAGGCGGGCGAGUGUGGGAGCGGGGGGGUGGCGAGCAGCGAGUGGAGGGCGUGGCAGGAGCGGGAGCAGCAGGUGGCAGCGGCGUCGCUCAACUCAACGCUGCUGAUUGUCAUUCGCGUGCAGCGCAUCUGGCACUACUACCUCUUCCUCUUCCUCCUCCCCACCUUCCUCGCCGUCGCCCUCUCCUGGACCUCCUUCUGCAUGUCCCCAGCGCACCUGGAGCUGCGAGUGGGCACGGGCGUGACGCUGUUCCUCGCGCUCACGUCGCACCAGUUUGUGAUAUUUGACACGCUGCCGCACUCCAGCUACGUCACCAUCAUGGGCUGGUUCAUCAUCUGGUCCUACGCGCUCAUAGUCUUCGCUGUGCUGCAGUCGCUGCUUGUGAAUUAUGUGUACUGCAUUGGGGAGACGGCAGCACGCGAGCACAAUGAGUCGGUGGCAGCGCGGGCGACGAGACGCCUGCUCAUGGGGUCUGCAGGUGGAGUGGGGAAGGCGGCAUCAGGGAGCAGGGACGUGCAUGCCAGUGGGAGCGGGAGUGGGAGUGGAAGCGCGGGUGCGAGUGGGAGUGGGAGUGGGGGUGGGAGUGGGAGUGGGAAUGCGGGGAGGAGUUGCAACGUGGUGCGGCUGUCCUCUGCGGGUCGCUGGCCCAGCCUGUCCCCGCAGGCCCUCUCCCUGCUCUGGCGCCCCUCCGCCUCCGUUGUUGCUGCUGCUGCUGAACCGCUGCUGGCACAGGAGGGACCGGCAGGUGGAGGGGAGGGUGGGGGGAGGCAUGGGGAAAGCAGCAGGGAUGCUGCUGGGAUGCGGGGGAGGAAAGGUGUCGAGGAAGGGAAGUACGGGGGAGGGAAGGGGUUGUAUGAGGGGAAGGGAGAGAGUGAAGGGAGUGUGCUUGCAGGCAGGAGUGACAGCAAGCCCCCACAGCACACCGCCAGUGGUGGAGCGCGGGCAGGUGAGCGUGGGAGCAGCGACAAGCCUUGUGCACCAGUGAUGCGGCCAUGCAGUGGUCCCAGGGAACAGGAGGGUGAGGUGGAAGCUGUGGCACAGCAGCCAAGCGAGCAGGAAGGCGAGUCGGAAAUGGGAGCAGAGAAAGGUAAUCGACGGGGUGGGUUGUUCCCUGAAAGCGAUUCUUUUCCGGGGCUGUCUCACCUGUCGAAGCGCAUUCAAGAGACGGUGGCGCAGGCGGGGCAGCUGAAGGGCAUGGUGGAGCAGGACCCCAACCGUGCCAAGAUAUUCAUCUCUCGCCUCGAUGGCCUCUGCCUUGUCACCAUGCCCUUGCUCUAUGUGGGCGGGCUGCUUUGGAUCUACAUGGUUGUGGAGUGA
Messenger RNA from Closterium sp. Yama58-4, 2298 nucleotides. NCBI's taxonomy places the organism in Eukaryota, Viridiplantae, Streptophyta, Zygnematophyceae, Desmidiales, Closteriaceae. The record is from the annotation of a GenBank genome assembly.